GAAGAAGAGCAGAAGCCGGUGGAACCACCCGUCAAAGUGGAGGAACCUCCUGCAAAAUCACCCGACGUGAUUACUGAGAAGAAGGUGGUGAAAAUAACAUCAGAGAUAUCACAGAUGGAGCGAAUGCAGAAGAGAGCUGAACGCUUCAACGUGCCCGUGAGCCUGGAGAGCAAGAAGGCAGCACGGGCAGCUCGGUUUGGUUUGGCCACUGUUUCCACUAAAGGCCUCUCUGCAGACAGCAAACCCACGGUAAACAUGGAUAAGUUAAAGGAAAGGGCUCAAAGAUUUGGGUUGAAUGUCUCCUCGCUCUCCAAGAAG
This is a messenger RNA of Antrostomus carolinensis (chuck-will's-widow), 318 nucleotides long. RefSeq names its product SAP domain containing ribonucleoprotein (gene SARNP). Lineage: Eukaryota; Metazoa; Chordata; Aves; Caprimulgiformes; Caprimulgidae. Gene Ontology annotation, biological process: poly(A)+ mRNA export from nucleus. The transcript has 6 exons. The record is from RefSeq and is a predicted model, not a curated record. Gene Ontology annotation, cellular component: nucleus. The annotation marks the transcript as partial.